AUGGAAAAACUCUAUGGAUCAGACCAAACACCAGGGUUCAAGACGAUUUACAAUGAGGUGAAAAAACAUAGGGGUAUAUGUGAGGAAAUAUUAUAUCCAGAGUUUGUCAGAUUUGACUUUAACCUGCUAGGAAGGGCUGGUCAGGUUUCAUCCGCAGCAGCACUGUACAUGUCCUGCUCACUUAUCCAUGGUUGUGUGGAUCCAAACGCGGAAUGUAGACGAAGAGGUUGUGACAACGUAAUAUGCUACUGUAAAGAGGGUUAUCUGCCAUCCCAUGACUUCACCACAUGUGAAAAAGUGGUUACCCUGGGUCAGCCUUGUAUCUCACGCUGCAGUGGUUUCCACACCAUGUGUGAUCAGACAACGCACGUGUGUGUUUGUGAAAACGGCUACACCGCCAGCCUGGACAACAAAAACUGUGUUUUAAAUGGCAAAGCUCUGCUUGGGGAAACUUGUAGCAAUGGAAGUUGUGCCCUGUCCGAUGAACAGACGUGUCAAGGUGGACAAUGUACAUGUAUCUUUGGUAAACGUCCAGCAACAACUGCUGAACUACAGGCUUAUCCGGAGACAGAGUUGCAAUGCAGAAACAACGAGUAUUCUCUCGAUGUUUGCAGUGCCAGCUCCUUUUUGGAGUUUGUCAGAUUUGACUUUAACCUGCUAGGAAGAGCUGGCCAGAUUUCAUCCGCAGCAGCACUGUACAUGUCCUGCUCAGUUAUCCAUGGUUGUGUGGAUCCAAACGCGGAAUGUAGACGAAGGGGAUGUGACAACUUGAUAUGCUACUGUAGAGAGGGUUUCCUGCCAUCCUAUGAUUUUACAACUUGCGAAAGAGUGGUUACCUUGGGUCAGUCUUGUAUCUCACGCUGCAGUGGUUUCCACACCAUGUGUGAUCAGACAACACACGUGUGUGUUUGUGAAAACGGCUACACCGCCAGCCUGGACAACAAAAACUGUGUUUUAAAUGGCAAAGCUCUGCUUGGGGAAACCUGUAACACUGGAAGUUGUGCCCUGUCCGGUGAACAGACGUGUCAGGGUGGACAAUGUACAUGUAUCUUUGGUAAACGUCCAGCAACAACUGCUGAACUACAGGCUUAUCCGGAGACAGAGUUGCAAUGCAGAAACAACGAGUAUUCUCUCGAUGUUUGCAGUGCCAGCUCCUUUUUGGAGUUUGUCAGAUUUGACUUUAACCUGCUAGGAAGAGCUGUACAGAUUUCAUCCGCAGCAGCACUGUACAUGUCCUGCUCAGUUAUCCAUGGUUGUGUGGAUCCAAACGCGGAAUGUAGACGAAGGGGAUGUGACAACUUGAUAUGCUACUGUAGAGAGGGUUUCCUGCCAUCCUAUGAUUUUACAAUUUGCGAAACAGUGGUUACCUUGGGUCAGUCUUGUAUCUCACGCUGCAGUGGUUUCCACACCAUGUGUGAUCAGACAACACACGUGUGUGUUUGUGAAAACGGCUACACCGCCAGCCUGGACAACAAAAACUGUGUUUUGAAUGGCAAAGCUCUGCUUGGGGAAACUUGUAACACUGGAAGUUGUGCCCUGUCCGGUGAACAGACGUGUCAAGGUGGACAAUGUACAUGUAUCUUUGGUAAACGUCCAGCAACAACUGCUGAACUACAGGCUUAUCCGGAGACAGAGUUGCAAUGCAGAGACAACGAUUAUUCUCUCGUUGAAAAUGUGACGGGUAUUAAAAGUUUGUAA
Molecule: messenger RNA, 1698 nt
Organism: Liolophura sinensis
Lineage: Eukaryota; Metazoa; Mollusca; Polyplacophora; Chitonida; Chitonidae
Product: fibrillin-2-like
Exons: 8
Coding region: 1-1698 (565 amino acids)
Source: RefSeq, a predicted model, not a curated record